CGUUGGGAAGCAGACACUCGGAGGGAAGGAUGAGGCCGCAAGCGGUGUCACUGUUGCUGCUCGGCCUGCUUGCGGGGGUCGGCCCGGCGGAGGCAGGCAGCGAGGGCGCCAUCGAAUGCCCGUUUCCAGAGGGGCAGAGCGUGGCCAACGAGGGAGAGUGUGCCAAGUAUAGUGCCUGCGAGUGGACGGGAGGGCAGUGCCACAUGAGAGCCAAUAGCGAGGCGGGAUACAGGGUUGUUUCCCGUUUGGAAGACAGUCGCUUUGGAUUCAAGCUCCACCUGCAGAAAAUCGACCCGUAUUCCACGCUGUUCGACAACGAUGCUCAGAGUCUUGUGUUUGAGGUCAACUACUACGAGGAUUACCACGUCCAGGUCAAGAUUUCCCCGAGCGACGGGGAGAGAUACGAGGUCCCUGUUCCGCUCAAUCUCCCAGAGAAUCCAGCUUCAACGGGCCAGAAGUACUUCGUUAAUACGAGUGAAGUUGGCGAAACAUUUUGGUUUUCUGUUGAGAGAGCGGGUAGCAGCGAUGGAAAGAGUCUUUUCAGCACAGAAGGGCCCCUUACCUUCGAGGAUCAGUUCAUCCAGGUGACAGCAGCUCUGACUUCGAGUUACCUCUAUGGCUUCGGCGAGAACACACACACGAAGUUCAGACACAGGUUCUCCCCGAGGCAAACGUUCCCCAUCUUUGCAAGGGAUCAGCCGGUUGGAGAGGGCGACAUGAACGAAUACGGUCACCAUCCCUACUACGUCAACAUCGACCCGGAAACUGGCGAGGCUUAUUCUGUUCUGUUCUUCAACUCCAAUGCGAUGGAAUACUCGACGUUCCUCCUCGCCGACGGUCGCCCUGCCCUGACCCUGCGCUCAAUCGGCGGCGUCGUCGACCUGCACUUCUUCCUCGGGCCCAGCUUGGAAGACCUUAAUAAGCAGUAUACGAAUAUGAUCGGUAAGCCUGCCUUCCCUCCCUAUUGGUCGCUGGGAUUCCACCUCUCCCGCUACGGCUACGGGUCGACCGAAAAUAUCCGUGUGGUGAGAGAGCGCAUGAAGGCAAUGGGCAUUCCGCAGGACGUUCAAACCUGCGACAUCGACUACAUGAAUCGCUACAGAGACUUUACAUAUGAUCUUGAUGCUUGGGGCGAUUUUCCUGACUUGGUUCAGGAGCUACAUAACGAUGACAUAAAAUUGACGUUGAUUCUGGACCCGGCGCUGGUGACCGACUGGCCGAACUACCCCCCCGGCCAAAGAGGGAAGGACCGGGACGUGUACAUCAAAUGGGCUUCUCCUGAGUACAUACCCGGCGAUCAGGACACCUCUUUUGCGGACUACAUGGUCGGGUACGUGUGGCCGGAUACCAAGACGGUUUUUCCGGACUUCCUGAAUCCGGAGACGCAGGCUUGGUGGGGAGACGAGCUUAAACUCUUCCAUGAGACCCUCUCCUUCGACGCCAUUUGGAUCGACAUGAACGAACCGGCCAACUUCGGCACCAACCUGGACAAGCCCUGGAACUGGCCGGCGGGAGAACCGGACUGGAGUUUGAAAUGCCCGUUUAACCGCCUCGACAGCCCGCCUUAUCCCACGAAGAUGAUCCGUGUGGGAGACAACAAGAGUCAGAGAAUUAG
Molecule: messenger RNA, 1615 nt
Organism: Penaeus indicus
Lineage: Eukaryota; Metazoa; Arthropoda; Malacostraca; Decapoda; Penaeidae
Product: sucrase-isomaltase, intestinal-like
Exons: 11
Biological process (GO): carbohydrate metabolic process
Molecular function (GO): carbohydrate binding; alpha-1,4-glucosidase activity
Source: RefSeq, a predicted model, not a curated record